GGAACACGCCCCCUCGCCAAGCUCUCCGUCCGCGGCAGCGCCAGGCGCUCCCUCUCGGCCUCCGCCCUCCGAGACGCAGCCAGCAGAUCCGAUAAGGAGAGAAGCAGAAGGCGCUACGGACGUUUUCCUCCGUCGGUAAUCACGUCGCCAAAAUGGCAGAUCAGAUGCACCAGUCUCCCCAGGUCUCCUCGUCGGGAAUGAACUCCUCUCCCUCGGCCAAGGACUCCAAGCUCUCCGUGAAAGACCUGGUGUACUGGCGGGAGCCCAAGAAGACGGGCGUGGUGUUCGGCGUCUCGCUGAUCCUUCUGCUGUCACUGGCCACCUUCAGCGUCAUCAGCGUGAUCUCCUACAUCCUGCUGGCCCUCCUCUGCGUGACCAUCACCUUCCGAUCCUACAAGUCGGUCAUCCAGGCGGUGCAGAAGUCCAACGACGGACACCCUUUCAAGGCGUUCAUGGAAAAGGACAUCUGCGUCGCGCCCGAGACCUUCCGCAAACACGUGGACGUCUGCCUGUCCCAAGCCAACUCCGCCAUCCACCAAGUCAGGCGUCUUUUCCUGGUGGAGGACCUGGUGGACUCCCUCAAGCUGGCCGUCCUCAUGUGGCUGAUGACCUACGUUGGCGCCAUCUUUAACGGCAUCACCCUCCUGAUCCUGGCGGAUGUUGUUCUCUUUACCGUCCCCCUGGUGUACGAGAAAAACAAGACCCAGAUCGACCAUCACAUAAAACGCGUCCACACCCAAGUGGACAGCACUGUGGCGAAGUUACAGGAGAAGCUUCCCAAUGUGGUGAAGCGUAGCAAAGCGGAAUGAUUGAUUACACCCCCCCGCCCCCCCAGCCCGUGUUCCUGCCCCACCCUCCCUGCACACACACUGCACUGAACCAGCGACCAUGUAAAAUCCCCUGAGCAUUUGCCAUGUAACGCACAUGCACUGGCGUCCUUGCAGCCCCCACCCCCCGUCAUGGGCAGCUGAAGUAAACGGAGACCCCGCCCCCGAGCCGGAUCGGAGCUGGGAGAGGCUUCCCGGCUUGGAAGUGACUGUCUGUGUUCGUCUGCUGUAUGUAUGAGGCCUGGGGGGUGAAAAUGAGUGUUUUGGUGGUUCUGUGGGUAACUGUCCCUCCCCCCGUGUGCCCGUCCCUCCCCUUCCUCUGUAGUGUUACUUGUGUCUGUUAUUUAGAUCCUCAGAGUAGCACUUGCUCGUAUGCUAGAGAAACACUUAACUGGAGCCCUCAGUGUUCUGCAAGAACCACGUGAACGUCGACUAACAUUUUCCGGAGGGGAUCCUGGGCCCAGUGGCCCCCUGCCUCCAGCUUCUCACCUGAAAAACACUCGUCCGUUUGUCCACACGGUUGUAACGACAUCUCUGCUGUCACGGAAGCGACACUGUAUCCUACUUUCUUUUUAAGACUCUUUCUGCUGUUAUCGUCGCGUAGUUAGAAAGUGAAUUUUUACGUUAAUGUUAUUACUGUUGUUAUGGUAACUGCUUUAACAUCUCGGCCUGUUUCGGCGGUACUGUUUGAGAGCGGCCUUGGUUGACCCUUCUUGGAGACCGUAGGAUUUUCACCCGUCUGUUAUGCAUAUUCCCUUAAUUUCACACGUUUUAGAGUUUCGGUGUACUUUGAUUCCAAAAGCGAGGUUGUUACUUUUUUAAAUCGUUAGCUCGUGUAUGAAUAUCCAUUGUGUGACACACUACUGACCCUUUCCCCUGAAAGGGAAAAAACACAACAUUCUGGAACAUUCCCAGUGUAUGUGAACUUCUGUGGGCGGGGGGGGGGGUUUGUUGGGUCAGAGGGCCUCACAAACGUGCGGCGGUAAUGUCUGGUUCAGUUUGCCGUUGGCUCCUCCCCCCGGCCUUUGCAUUCUGCACUGCUGUAGCUGAACAUAGGUACUAUGAAACAUCCGCUUAAUGUGCUUUUGGUGCGUUUCCCUGGAUAUCUGUCUCGAAACCACACACAUCUGUUGGAUAUUGAUCUGUUCCCCAGCAACCAGCCCCCCCUACUCGCUACCAGUUGAAAAACACUUGGCUACUUGAUAUUUGAUGUUCACUAACCAAUAAAUGUCUUUUAAAACUA
Paramormyrops kingsleyae is the source of this 2070-nucleotide messenger RNA. RefSeq names its product reticulon-3-B-like. Gene Ontology annotation, biological process: endoplasmic reticulum tubular network formation; neuron differentiation; brain development. Gene Ontology annotation, cellular component: neuron projection; postsynaptic density; endoplasmic reticulum membrane. The record is from RefSeq and is a predicted model, not a curated record. Lineage: Eukaryota; Metazoa; Chordata; Actinopteri; Osteoglossiformes; Mormyridae.